This is a messenger RNA of Spinacia oleracea (spinach), 795 nucleotides long. RefSeq lists its product as uncharacterized. Gene Ontology annotation, molecular function: RNA binding. The record is from RefSeq and is a predicted model, not a curated record. NCBI's taxonomy places the organism in Eukaryota, Viridiplantae, Streptophyta, Magnoliopsida, Caryophyllales, Amaranthaceae. The transcript is spliced from 5 exons. Gene Ontology annotation, cellular component: nucleus. Bases 51 to 494 code for a protein of 147 amino acids.
UUCUUUCAUAUCUUUAGCAGAAAUAACAUAGAAAAAAAAACAUAGAAAAUAUGGCAUCAGCAGAAGUGGUUGUUGUAACUCCCCUUUCACCCACAAAGAAGAAUAGAAUUCAAGUAUCAAAUACCAAAAAACCUCUAUUCUUCUAUGUUAAUCUCGCAAAGAGGUACAUACAACAACAUAACGAGGUUGAGCUUUCUGCAUUGGGCAUGGCAAUUACAACAGUUGUCACCAUUGCUGAAAUUCUGAAGAAUAAUGGAUUUGCUUGUCAAAAGACGGUAUGCACGUCUUCAAUUGGCAUGAAAGAUGAAAAUAAAGGCCGAAUGAUUCAAAAAGCUAAGAUCGAAAUUGUGUUGGAGAAGACCGAAAAAUUCGACUCAUUGAUGUCUCCCAAGAGUAAAAACAAAGACGACAGUAACAAAAAUGACGAUAAUGACAACAUAAAAACUACCACAAUUCGGGACACCUUGGAAGAGAAGACGGAGGACGGAAAAUAGUCUAAGUAAUAACAUUUUUUCAACUAUUGCUCUAGUUUUAAACAAUUUAUACUCACCACUACUUUUUACUAAAGGUAUAGAUAGGAAAAAUCUUUAUGUUAGGGUAAGAUGUUUGCACGUUAUUUGGGUAAUAUGGUAAUGUCGGUUAGUUCACUUGGUUUCUUUCUAGGUGAUGCUUAUAUGUAUUCAUUUUAUUUCUUUUUUUUUACCUGUCACUUCGUUUUGGAGUGUACUAGUCAUCAUAAUUGGUUACUAAUGAUGGAGCAAUGAUUGAAAUAUGAACUAUUUUUACUUUUUACAA